This is a messenger RNA of Lagenorhynchus albirostris (white-beaked dolphin), 1389 nucleotides long. RefSeq names its product Cbp/p300 interacting transactivator with Glu/Asp rich carboxy-terminal domain 4 (gene CITED4). Gene Ontology annotation, biological process: regulation of DNA-templated transcription. The transcript has a single exon. Gene Ontology annotation, cellular component: nucleus. Bases 289 to 846 code for a protein of 185 amino acids. The record is from RefSeq and is a predicted model, not a curated record. Lineage: Eukaryota; Metazoa; Chordata; Mammalia; Artiodactyla; Delphinidae.
UAAGAGGGCGCCGAGGCCGGGGGCACGACGCGGAGGUCUAGCAGCCCGACUGUGUAGGUGUGUAGGGUCAUUUGAGCCCUGAGCUGGGGUGCACAAGAGCUCUGAGUUCGGUGUGUCCUGGGCUGCACAGGAGCAGGGGUCGGGUUCGGUUUUCCUUUGCCCGGCUGAAGUGCGGAGAAGGCAAGGGGCUCGGAUCCCUCGCUGCAGAGGAACAGCUGGCCGGGACCCGGGGACGCCCGCCCUGACCAUCGGCCCGCCGCCGCCGCUGCCGGCAGUCGGCCCGCCGUCAUGGCCGACCACCUGAUGCUCGCCGAGGGCUACAGCCUGGUGCCGAGGCCGCCGCCUGCCGCGCCCGCCCAUGGCCCUCACGCGCUUCGGACGCUGCAGCCCUACUCGGGCCCGGGCCUGGACAGUGGGUUGCGGCCGCGGGGGGCUCCGCUGGGCCCGCCGCCGCCUCCACCGGGGGCCCUGGCGUACGGGGCCUUCGGGCCGCCGCCUGCCUUCCAGCCCUUUCCGGCCGUGCCACCGCCGGCCGCUGGCAGCGCGCACCUGCAGCCCGUGGCGACGCUGUACCCUGGCCGCGCCACCGCGCCCCCCGGCGCCUCGGGAGGACCUCCGGGCCCGCAGCCGGUGCCAGGCGCCCCGGCCCCGCCACUGCCGCCGCCCGCACACGCCCUGGGAGGCAUGGACGCCGAACUCAUCGACGAGGAGGCGCUGACGUCGCUGGAGCUGGAGCUCGGGCUGCACCGCGUGCGCGAUCUGCCCGAGCUCUUCCUGGGCCAGAGCGAGUUCGACUGCUUCUCGGACUUGGGGUCGGCGCAGCCCGCCGGCUCGGUGAGCUGCUGAGCGAGGCCGGGCGCCUGCCUGCGUGCCCGAGAGAAGGAGGCGGGCCUGCCCGCCGGACUCCGCACCCAGCGCCUGGACCCCGCACGCACCCUCCGUGAGGGUGGAGGCAGCAGUUAGUGCACCAGAGCCGACGCCGGGCUGGGACGCCUGGCCUCACUCCAGGCCCUGCCUCCUGCAGAAUGACAGUUUGGGUUCAUCUCUGCCCCGGAGCCUCAGCGGUAAAGUGAAGGGGACUGGACGCCCCCUUCCGGACUCCCAGUUCUUAAGAUUCUGUGUCCUCUCCUCUCGGACCCUCCCCCGCCCCAACCCCCAAUCUGAGCCAUCCCAGGCCUCUGCCUGAUUCCCCCUUUCCUUGUGCAAACCACUGUGGUAACUGGGUGCCUGGAGCCGCCCACCCGCCAGGCCCCCACCCCGCUGCCUGGGCCCUGAGGUCGCUGGGCCUCCCGCCCUGGGGAGGGGCAGAAUGUACAGCCCUCACCCCUGCGGAGUGGAGCAAUACCCCAUCUGACCUCCAGCACCACAAUAAAACUGGGUCACUUUCCA